AUGGCCAACAAGACCUCGCCGGCCGUGAGCUCAAAGGCCACCGGCUCGCCCGUUGCCUCCACCUCCGCCUCGUCCAUCGCCUCGUCCGACGGCAACUUCGCCCUCCCUCCGCCGCAGCAUGCCACUCUUGCGCCGCCGCCAGCCAACGGCUCGCAAGCCGUCGCCGCUGCAGCUGCCGGCGCCACAAGGCCCAACCUGCCCGCGAAGAAGCCCACCAUGAGCUCGAGGAUAAGCGGCAUCUUCGGUCGCCGCGAGGAUUCCCGGGACAGCUCCAGGGUCAACCUGGCGUCCGAGAAAAUCCCCGAAAAAGUAGCUGAAGCCAAGGUGGCGAAUGGCGACGGCCCGACCAGCUCACCCAAGCCAGAGCCGCGCCGUACGGCCUCCCUGAAUGACAAGAAGCCCCCCAGCGUGGUGGAUCGCUCCAAGAGCAAUUCUGAGAAGAAGAAGGAACAGCAGGCAGCCGCCAACAUCUCGAAGCGUUUCAAGCACCUCGACGAUGGCGGCCACGAGCAUCAACUCCGAGUCCAAAGGCGUGAAGAGAAGCUCAAGGAUAUGUUCCAGAACUUGAUGCUUGGAAAGAAGAAAGAAGCGAACCCUGAGGAGCAGCCUCUGAGUCUGAUGUCGGGGUGGGUCGACCAGCUGCGCAACGACAAAGAGAAAUUCAACAUAGACCACAAGGCCGGUGCUAGCUCUUCCAUGACGCUGGUGCAAAAAUACGGAAAGUGUCAGGAAAUCAUCGGACGCGGCGCGUUCGGUAUUGUCAAGAUAGCCCAUAAGCAAGACUCGAGGGACCCCAAGCGCGAGCAGCUGUUUGCCGUCAAAGAAUUCAAGCAGCGCCCCGGUGAAUCUGACAAGAAGUACAACAAGCGCCUGACCUCCGAGUUCUGCAUUUCCUCUUCCAUGCAUCACCCGAACAUCAUCAACACACUCGAUCUCAUCCAGGACGAGAAGGGUGAGUUCUGUGAGGUCAUGGAAUAUUGCGCCGGUGGAGACCUUUACACUCUCAUCCUUGCGGCCGGCCAGCUCGAGGUUGUGGAAGCCGACUGCUUCUUCAAGCAACUCAUGCGCGGCGUUGACUAUCUUCACGGCAUGGGUGUCGCCCACCGUGACCUGAAACCCGAGAACCUUCUUCUCACUUCUCACGGAGCCAUCAAAAUCACCGACUUCGGUAACGGCGAGUGUUUCCGCAUGGCCUGGGAAGAGGAAGCUCACAUGACCGCGGGCAUCUGCGGUUCGGCGCCCUAUAUCGCACCAGAGGAAUACGUGGACGAAGAAUUUGAUCCCCGCGCUGUUGACGUCUGGGCUUGUGGCGUCAUUUACAUGGCCAUGAGAACAGGGCGUCACCUUUGGCGAGUCGCGAAGAAGGGCGAGGAUGAAUUCUACACCAAAUACCUCGAAGACCGCAAGGAGGAGUCAGGUUAUAGGCCUAUCGAGGUGCUCCGUCGUCGUCAAUGUCGCAACGUCAUAUAUUCAAUUCUCGACCCCAAUCCCAACCGCCGCUUGACCGCAGAAGAGGUCAACCGGUCGGAAUGGGUUGACCAAAUACGUCUCUGCAGGGCCGGAGACGAAGGAUUCUAA
Messenger RNA from Diplodia corticola, 1578 nucleotides. RefSeq names its product hal protein kinase. The coding region runs from base 1 to 1578 and encodes 525 amino acids. Gene Ontology annotation, molecular function: ATP binding; protein serine/threonine kinase activity. The transcript is spliced from 2 exons. NCBI's taxonomy places the organism in Eukaryota, Fungi, Ascomycota, Dothideomycetes, Botryosphaeriales, Botryosphaeriaceae. Gene Ontology annotation, biological process: intracellular signal transduction; protein phosphorylation; intracellular monoatomic cation homeostasis. The record is from RefSeq and is a predicted model, not a curated record.